Molecule: messenger RNA, 2916 nt
Organism: Macrobrachium nipponense
Lineage: Eukaryota; Metazoa; Arthropoda; Malacostraca; Decapoda; Palaemonidae
Gene: Pfdn5
Product: prefoldin subunit 5-like
Exons: 5
Coding region: 110-622 (170 amino acids)
Biological process (GO): RNA polymerase III assembly; protein folding; RNA polymerase I assembly
Cellular component (GO): prefoldin complex; cytoplasm
Source: RefSeq, a predicted model, not a curated record
ACUGCCAAAAUAAUCUGCUGGAGUUUGUUUGUGUCUGUCAUCUCCAUCCGCACCUGGUCGUCAUAUCCUUCCUUUUUUAUUCGUUCCCUCGAUAAUAACCUCCGCCAGCAUGGCCUCUGUGAAGGGCGCGGGUCCUCAGGUCAUCGACAUUUCGAACCUCAACCUGGAACAGCUGACGAGCCUCAAAAAUCAGCUGGAUCAGGAACUCCAGUUUUUCAAUGAUUCCCUACAACAGCUAAAAAUUGCACAGUUGAAGUUUAAUGAAUCGGGUGAAUGUGUUAACAAGAUAACGCCAGAAACCAAAGGAAAAGAAAUCCUUGUCCCGCUUACCAGCUGCAUGUAUGUUCCUGGUACCAUAUCAGACGCUGAAAAAUUGCUUAUUGACAUCGGUACUGGUUAUUACAUAGAAAGGGAUGUCGAAGGUGCGAAAGACUACUUUACCAGGAAAGUCAAAUUUGUCACUGAGCAGAUGGAAAAGAUCCAAAAAAUUGCAAGCGAGAAGAGCAAAGUAAGAGAAGUGGUGAUGGAUAUCAUGGAAGUUAAACUUGACCAUCAGUUGGCAAGCAUAAAGCAACAGCAGGCGGCCGCUGCAGCCACAAAAGCUCAGGAAACCAAGGCUUAAACUUAAGAGAACAUUUGCUCGUUACUAAACUUUGUGCCCUUUGUGAAGGAAUUGAAAUAGUAUCUGUUCCUUACAUUACCAGACUGCUUAUUCCCUUUGUUAAGGAAUGUUCUCUUAUUUUUCUGGAAUGCAAUAUCUCCAUUUCAAUCUCUUGAAGCUGCCAACUCAAGGAAGGGCUGACUGACUUUGGGUUCUGGAGAGAGUAACAGUGGUUAAUACUGAUGGACAAAAUAUGAAAAAUAGACUAUGGUAAUUUUACUGUGCAAGUCGACUAUUAUCCAAAUUUGAGUGUUCAUUUUCUCCAGAUUAACUUGAGUGAAAUGUGAGCAUGUUAUGAGACCUUAUGUUUUCCAUAACUGUAAGCUGUGUGAUAUUGCAGCUAAAAGGAGUCGGUCUGCCUUUUUUUUUAUAUAUAUAUAUAACUUGUGAGCAUUGAGACAAAAUGAGACAGUGUUUAAUAUUACUGUAGGAUUUGCAUAAUCACAGCUUCCAGAGGUUGGUCUGACUUGUUAUUUUUUGUGAGAUGAUGAUGGUAACUGCAUAGUGUUCCUCGGUGGCUAUUUGCUCCUCACAAAGAGCCACUUAGCAGAUGCUGGACAAUGCAUACCUAGUUUUUGGAGGUGAGAGGCAUUGGCAGUGUAAACACUAUUAAUUUUCAAUUAGCACUUUUCACAAAGGAGGAAACACUUCAUACUGUGAAAUGAGUCCAGCUGAAUAGUGUGAUUAAUCUUUCAAUUUACAGAUUUCUUUGCUUGCUUCUUUCUCAACUUGUACAUUUAUUAGAAAGUUGAAAAAUUUACCCACUAAUUUUUCCUGACACUUAAAAAAAAUGUUAUUUAUUGUUUGUUCAUAAUAAAUUACUUUGCUCAUGAUGAAAUUUCAUGUCAUAGUGUGGAAUUAGCAACAAAUUCCAAUUAUUUCAUGGACAGAGGUAUUCUUAAAGUCACAUGAUAAAAUUCCAAUUUGCAGACACCCUUAUAUCCAAAUUUUUUAAUGUGAAUUUGAAUGUACAGUCAACACAGAUUUUGAAUCUAUUUAGAUGCCUUGGUAAAUUUUGUUUUGUUGCCCCUCUGAAAUUUCAUUUCAAAAUGAUGCUGCAGCGUAUAGUUGCAUUCAAACACAAAAGUUGCAAUAUCUGUAAGAUUUCCAUCAAUGAUUCCUUCACUGAUUAACUUCACAAGCAUUCUGGUACUACCACAGUGAUUGAAUGUUAUUUCACAAAAGUGUCUUUAACUUUAUGAGCUGAUAUUAGGAUAUGAAAUUCAAAUAUUUGUAUUUAACAAUAUGAGUUGAUAUUAGGAUAUCAGAUUAAGAUAUUUGUAUUUAACGUUACACAAGCACUGUAAUAUAAUAUUUAGCUUCUUAUACUUUUUCAAAUACCACAGGUGAUUCAGGAUUUAGGAUUAUACUCACUAUGGAAAUUGUUCGUAACUUUCUGAGUUGGCACUAGGAUUUAAGAAUCUGAUCUUAUUGCUGUUAACUAUGAUUUAGCAUAUGUGAUAAAGCAACAGGUGUUUCUGCUCGUGGUUCUCGGGUAACUGUAACGGUUUUUGCUAUUAAUAGUUUUAAAUCCUGUCUACAUAAAGAAACAUGGUUGAUAUACAGUUUGCAUCGUUUUGUUGAUGUUCAGAUAGAACUACAUCUGUCAUUAAACUACAUUUAAUGAGUGUGGUGUUCAAAAUAAUGCAGUGCCCAAAUUGGAUAACAUAAAACAAGAGGGUAAUAAAAAAAAAGGCCGGAAUUUUAAAGUUAAAUGGGAAAUGUUUGUCUAAAAAAUGGCAAAGUGACCACCUAUAAAAAAAACAUAACUAAACUUUAACUUUCUUGAUUAAAAGUUUCCACAUUAUGUAGCAGAGUAUGUAGUUUGUAGUUUAGAUGGAAGAUAUUAAUUCCUUCUGAUAAUUAGGUGCCAAUUGUUCAGCGUAAUAUGUUAUGUCAGUAGCUUAAAAUACUUGAUAAUGGUCUGGAUUUCAGUUAUCAACUCCAGCUGAAAUAUGUAGCAGUAUUACUGUUCCUUAAGUAACAAAGCUGGUCAGUAUCACUGGAAAAUAGCACAAAUUAGGUUCUUUGGUUAACAGUAUAGGUAGACAUUGCCGAAAGGAUAUCUUAGUAAUACUGAAACUGAUGUAUUGUAUUUUAGUCAUGAUUAUCAAGGUAACAGGAAAUAGUACUCAAAGACAAAUAUGACAAAAAUUCGUAACAGUUACUUGAUUUCAUUUGCAUACCACUCGUUGUGAAGUAAUUAAUAUAAAUUUUAUUUCAAAUAAAAAUGUUUGAAUAAAAAAUUAAAUACU